This is a messenger RNA of Scaptodrosophila lebanonensis, 2529 nucleotides long. RefSeq names its product probable Dol-P-Man:Man(7)GlcNAc(2)-PP-Dol alpha-1,6-mannosyltransferase (gene Alg12). The record is from RefSeq and is a predicted model, not a curated record. Bases 306 to 2483 code for a protein of 725 amino acids. Gene Ontology annotation, molecular function: alpha-1,6-mannosyltransferase activity. NCBI's taxonomy places the organism in Eukaryota, Metazoa, Arthropoda, Insecta, Diptera, Drosophilidae. Gene Ontology annotation, cellular component: endoplasmic reticulum membrane. Gene Ontology annotation, biological process: protein N-linked glycosylation. The transcript has 6 exons.
UUUUAAGCCUAUUAGUUUUAUUUUGGAACUGUAAAUUAUUUUUUAUAAAGCACGUAUGCUUCCUUCCAAACCAUCGACGAAUAGGCUGCGAAGACAGAAUAGUUUUCUAAAGUUGUAUAUGUAGCAAGGCAUCUGAUUAUUUAUACCGGCCGGCAACAAUCUGUAGGUCUGGAAAAGUUAUCCAUAUAGAUAUUGGAAUACUCAAAAACGGCCGACUCACAACGACAACAACGAUGACAAUUAUGUAAUCUGCAAAUAUAGUGUUUCGUUUGAAAACUACAGUUUUUUAAGGAGUGCUCGCCGCCAUGGAUAUGCUGGUGUUUUUAACAGCUACGGCGCAUCUAGUUUAUACGCCGUUCACGAAAGUGGAGGAGAGUUUUAACUUGCAGGCAAUGCAUGACAUAUUAUAUCUGCGCAACAACUUCACGCAGUACGACCAUCACGAAUAUCCAGGCGUAGUGCCGCGAACGUUUAUUGGGCCACUUGUUGUUUCAAUGCUCUCUGCGCCAUUUGUGCUGCUCUUCGAGGCCCUCAGCAUAAAUAAAUUUUGGGCGCAAUAUGUAGUACGUAUAGUCUUGGCCGGAGGUAUUUCGGUGGCUUGGAAUAACCUGCGCCAGGCCGUUACAAAGAUCUAUGGAGUCGAGGUGCGUUUGUGGUACACUAUAAUAACCAUUAGCCAAUUUCACUUUAUGUUCUACAUGACGCGCCCACUCCCAAAUGUGUUUGCGCUUCCUAUAGUGCUUUUUGCUAUUUCUUACUGGCUACGUGGCCAGAACAAGCCUUUCAUCAUAUGCUCAGGUAUUGCUAUACUCGUCUUUCGUUUCGAGCUAGCUCUGUUCUUGGGCUUACUGCUGGCAUUGAAUUUACUGCAACAAAAACUGUCUAUUGAUGGAAUGCUCAAAAUCGCCUUACCUGCAGGAGUAUCCAUUUUAGCCGCUACUGUGCUGGUAGAUUCGUUUUUUUGGCGCCGUUUUCUAUGGCCCGAGGGUGAAGUGUUAUGGUACAAUACCAUACUUAACAAAAGCUCCAAUUGGGGCACAUCGCCAUUUCUCUGGUACUUUUAUUCCGCGCUGCCACGGGCUAUGGCGGCCUCAUUGCUUUUUGUACCAAUCGGCAUUUAUUUGGAGUCCCGUGUGCGUCCGCUGGCAUUGUCAGCGCUUGUGUUUGUUCUUCUGUAUUCGGUGCUACCGCACAAAGAGCUGCGCUUCAUCAUCUACGUUCUUCCCGUACUCAAUAUUGUAGCUGCCUGCGCAUGUCAUCGCAUUUGGCUUAACAGUGCCAAGUCGGCAUGGCAUGGUUUUCUGGCACUUUGCGCGGGUGGACAUUUGCUACUUAAUGUGGGUGUGACUAUAUUUCUGCUUUUAAUUUCGGGUACAAACUAUCCUGGAGGGGCUGCGCUGUCCCGUCUCCAUCGACUAGAGCUGGAAACUUCAAAUGUUUCGGUGCAUAUUGAUAACUUGUCAGCACAAAGCGGGGUAUCGCGUUUUAUGGAAAUCCGUGACAGUUGGACUUAUAGCAAAGAUGAGACAAUGAAUUAUACGACGUCCGAGCUUGAUAGAUUCACCCACCUCUUGGUAGAGGCUAAAAACAAGCAUAAUACCGAACUGUGGAAUGCGCUGCAGGAGGACUUCGAUACCCUGGAAUUUAUAGAUUGUUUUAAUAGCAUAGGUAUACAAUAUAAUUCAUUGAUGCCAGUCCGCAUAAAGACCAAGCCUUGCAUUGGCAUUCUGAAAAAACGGAUGUCGGCCAAGGUGUCCGUAAAAGCGAAAGCUAAGAAAGCUGGAACCAAGUUACGAAAAGAAAAAAAGGCGGAAGCUAAGGUGAAAUCACAUGAGAUAGGUGAUGUUGAUGCAACGGUCGAGACUACAGAUUCGCUGCUAACUUUAGAAACACCUUUAGCAAAAGAUACAGAAAUCGUAAAGCCAGCGGAAAUAGAAAAGAAAGAAGCGGGAGAUCAGGCAGUAUUCAACACAGAAUUUGUUGAAUUGAGGUCAGUUAUAGAACAAAGAGAUAGAGAAAUAAAUGACAAGAACUCUGUCCAAACUGAUGAUGACGAUGACGAUGGCGUUGUUGCCAAUGUUGAUGAAGCUUCGAUUGAGCUUGGCUUGGAUUCCCCAACUAAGGAGAUUAAUUUUCAGGAGCUGCGCAACCUGGCAUUGGGUAAGGCGACGCAAAAAACGCGGGCUGCGACGAAAUCUAAAAUACGUAGGAUCAUUGAGCAGCAUUAUCGUGGCAAAGGACGGCACAUCGAGAACGACUCCAAAGAGCAGCAGGGGCAAAAGACAAGUGUCCCUGGAGGACGCACUAGCAUGCGGCAAUCGGUCAAGUCCAUUAUUAAGCAAGAGAAAAUAAAAGAGAUGAUCGAACAAAUUGCUACUAUGGAUCUGACGCAAAUGUGCAACUUGGAUGUGGUGUCAACAAAGGACUGUUUGAAACAAGUCAUAGAUAAAAUGGACGAGAAGGAAAGCAAAUCAAUUGUAUGACGCAAAUAUUUGAAGGAUCUUGAAUAAAAUGUCGUUUUCAAAACAA